AUGUUGAAACAGCACAAAGACAAAGAAAAGGAAAAUAAGCAAAACCCCAACCAAGGCCGCAUGAAAAGUAGUAACAACGUCAAGCACGAUGAAGAAGCGGCGGGGGUCAGUAAUUUUCAGCAGCAGUGUCUCUUGCAGGCAGUCUCCCUGAGUCUGUGGUUGGUCCACGAUGCGCAACAGCGGUGCCGCGCGGAAAUGCGAAAAUUGAGCAAGGCGCUGGCCCAGCAGCAGACGCAGGCGCCCGCCGCCGGGGGUAAAAAAGGAGGACCACCACAUUAUGGUGCGGCCGCGGGAGUAGUCGGAACCACGAUCACAACGAACUCGACCACCGCUUUGCAACUCGGAGCAUCGACGACCCUGUUGCCCAGUGUUGUUUCGAAAUGGUUUCACGCGAGCCUCGACCUCUUGGGCCUGCUGCUCGUGGAGCAUGAGCAGCGCGGGUGGAGGAAGUCAAAGACAACAAGUCUUUCAUCUUCGCACAGGACCAGCUCAUUGUCUGCGAGUGCAGUGCCGGCGAAAAGUGCGCCGUCCGCAGUGUCCGGUGUGGACGAGGUCGAGUCAGCUAUUACUAAAGUUACGUCUUUGAUUCACGUUUUGCUCUGCCGACUCACGCAUUUUCUGGUGCACUGCGGGGGCAGUCAAAUCGAGCCCAUGACAACUAGUACGACGUCGAGUGCACAAGAAGUGGCGUCUUCAACGAAUAUUAUGAUCUCGUCAUCCUCCUCCACCUCCAAGUCCACCAGCGGGCUCCUGCAGCAGGCAUAUAGUACUAAAGGCAUGCGUAAGUUUCUGGCGUGCUGCGACCCGGAGAACACGUUUCGGGUUGGAUUUCUCUCGGUCCUGAAAGACGACCAGUACGCUGCCCUGCCACUCCCGCUGCUUCCCCCCGCGACCGCGCGCUUUCUCUCCUACUGGCUCCCCUUUCAGACCGCGCGGUUUUUAGCUCGAGCCGCGGAGGGAACAACAUCAAAUAAAAAUGCAGGAGCGCCUCCUCAUCUUCGCUACGACAAGCAGGUGAUUGUGGACCUGUAUCGGGAAGCGGCGGAGAACGCGAAGCGUCUCCUUGAAGUCGCGGGUCAAGAAUACAACUCAUUGUACUUCCAGAUUCUGUAUCCUGUGCAAAAGUAUCGUGUUCCUCGUUCUAAUCGCAGCCAUCCGCAGCUACAAAUCUUGAUCUUUUUAUGCGGCAAAUUAUCCGCAUUCCAAAUUUUAUUUUUCAAUAUGCUGAGCAAAAUCAUUUUUCGAUCCAACGCGCCAGUAUACGAUGCUUUUGCAAUGCAUAUGCUGUACGAGCAGCAGCGAUUCGUGCUGGAAAAGAGCUCCGUAACCAACCUGCAGGCACGGUACGCCAGAGUGUAUCCCCAAGAAUUCUACGCCCCCUUCCUGAACAGCAGUCAUUCACUACCCGUACUAGGUGAAGACAACCAGACGACAUCCUCGUCGAAAAUAAACACGUCGUCGCAAAUAGCUGCACAACGAGAACAUAAAAAACCUUCCUCUGCCGUGCCCCGCCCUCCGAGUCCUUCUGCGACCUGGUGGAAAGAGGUGUACUGUAGCCGGGCGUGUUUUGCUGUAGUCCGAGACUACUUGCGAACGAUGGGAGGAGGCAGUUCAUCAUCGGGAGCAGCUGGUGGAGGUGCUGGUGCCAGUACUGUAAAUCCGCCGACAAAAAAUUUUCCCGAGAAAGAGCAGCAGGAGUGUUACGAGUGGUGCCGGAAGGGGUUGCAACACUUCGAGAAGGCAGUUGGUGUUGGUCAACAUCUCCGGAUGAUCGCAGGGGUUGAUGAUCUUGCACGAGCGCGGCAAGAUGUUGAAGUGAGUACUUCCUUCAGAACUACGUCUUUACCACCAUGGGCUGCUAGGAAUUCUUCUCCUGGCAAUUAUCGUCGUGGUGGUGUUGGUCGUGGUCCCUACAAGACAGACGUGGACCGUUUUACGGUCCUUUUCGGCUCGUGUUUGGAUUUGACAGCGGGGGCCGGACGAGCCGCCGCAGUGCGGUACGAUAGUGCGCAAGAGCAGGUCGAGGACGAGGUGAAGCAACAGCAGCAAGAAGAGCCCCAACAUCUAUCUCUAUCUCCGCAGGAGCCGGAGGGCCAGCACGUGGUGGGCCUUCAAAUCGAAAUGCUGACCACACUCGUCGCCUGUUUGCACCGCGCGGUCGCUGCGCUGCCACAGGUAGCUGGGGGUAGUAGUGCUGGCCAUCAACACACGAGUACCGAGCAGCCGCGCAAAUCUUUUCCAACAGGAAAGAAUUCGUCGAAGUAUAUGCUUGAGUACGAAGCUCUCCCCGGCGGGAGGCAGUUUGGCCACGACGUGCCGGACACCGAGCUUCAGAGAGUCAUGCUCGAGCAGCCCUUCCGCGCGGUUUGCCGGCUGACACAAGCCACGGUAUUCGGGCUGCAACAGGUCGUUAACCAAAUCCAGGAGCUGUCCCCUUUCUCCUCAACGUCUAACGCUGAGUUAAAUGAUGAGGACAUGAUGCUGGCCAUGGCCAUUUACGCAAUUUCCAGCCUCGAAGCGGCAGAGAGGGUUGCGAGCUUUCUGCAAAGCAUUGUCGUGCCGCGCAUCCACGACCAUUUCGUUGGCUCCUUGCACGGAAUGUGGUACACGUGCCAUACCCUCUACGUGUUACAGUCACAGCUCCGAAAAUUCGAGGAUCUUUUGAAGGAUCCCGCGACAAAACAGAUUUUCGCCAGGCUUCGGCGAAUGAGUUCCAAAACGGCAGCUACGCACGUUGUAGCAUUUGGUGGCAAGAAUAAAAACCAGCAGCAGUGGUCUACUACCACCAUCGGCGGCCACCAGCUGUACCACGACGACACGGGUGGACCACGAGCAGUAGAGCGAACGGUAAAUUCUUUGGAGCUGUUUUCCAGCAAGCGAGCGACGGACGUGUACAAAUCUGCGCUUUGUCACUUUCUACUCGGGGAGUUCUGCGAUACCAGGCCGAGUAAGGGAAAGAAAUUUCGGCUGGACGACAUGCAGCGACUAUUUCCAGGCCUGGACGAAGUUGCGUGGAUGCAGAAGCGGUUGCGAUCUAUGAAAAAGCCCCUAUCUCCCUUCAAGAUCUGAAGUCAAGCGAUGGAAGUAGACAAACGAGGCGGGAGAAGAUCAUCAUGCGAUCACUACUAGCUCCUAAUAUUUCUUCAUUUCUACUACUGCUAGAAUCUUCACCUCCUCGAGAAGAACCCUCAUGGGUGGAUUUGUGGGACGCUGCGUCGACUGCCGCGUCAGGCAGCUGCAAUGCAACUCAGGAAGAUAAUUACUUGCUUUGAAGAUACUUGCAGUAAAGGCACAUAAACAUAUAGAAUUAAAGUGAGUGAUGUUGUUUUUCGCUUGUUUUCUUCCUGGUUCUUCCAGCGCUUGAAGCCCUUCGUCUGUGACGAGCGAAGCCUUCGCUCGUCACAGACAGUACCAGGUUGACUGCAGCGACGUGGGCGUCUGUGCAAGAAACAAAAAAAAAGAGGGUGUUAUAUUUAUAUUUCGGGGAAAAGUAUUCAGAUAGAGGCGAGGACAAAGGUAUUGCUUUAGGUGAUUUCCUGCUCUCAUGGUUCUUCUGCCAUGCAGCUGACGGAGCGAAGUGGUGCCACUGGUGCUUACCCAAAG
This is a messenger RNA of Amoebophrya sp. A120, 3603 nucleotides long. The record is from the annotation of a GenBank genome assembly. Lineage: Eukaryota; Dinophyceae; Syndiniales; Amoebophryaceae.